Molecule: messenger RNA, 549 nt
Organism: Oppiella nova
Lineage: Eukaryota; Metazoa; Arthropoda; Arachnida; Sarcoptiformes; Oppiidae
Source: the annotation of a GenBank genome assembly
UCAGCACCUACAUCACAAACGGCUAUAAUAAAUGAUCUGGAAAGUGGACCCCUACCGGACAGUGUCAAACAAAAAUUGCCUGUCUGGAAAAAGUGUCCCAUAGAUCAGGUGCCUAUUGAACACCGGGUGUCCUAUGACAAACAGAUUAACGGAGAGACUGUAUAUGUGGGUCGAGUAAAGAACUUCUCUAAUUUAUUGCCCGGAAAGAUCGUUCCAUCUCGAAACCAAUGUCACGGCAGUGUUGGCGGUCGCGAGUAUAAACACUCGGAAUACGAGGUGCUAACAAACCCGCAUGGUGCUAAUUUGUGCUGGGUACAAUACGCCGGUAGUGGUAUACCAGAUGGUGCUGUAUUUGGUGGUCAAGAGUGGUCUCACGAUCAGGCCUAUCAUGGCAUGGAUGGUGAGACUUAUAUAACCCGGGCACUCGUGGAUGGGCACUGGGUAGCCGGAAAAAUGCACGCUAAACAGGAGGGUCUAAUGUGGUACCCGAGUAGGGGGGAUGAGCGGUCACAUACCAGCGAAUUUGAUAUCCUUGUAUUUAAAAUUUAA